GGGGCGCGCCACAUCGUGCACGGAGGCCUCGAGGAAGUCAUCCACGCCAAAAAACCUCAUCGACCGCCGGCGCGAGACCGCCCGCGAAGCGGCGCGAAACCGCUCUCGAGAAUCAAAAUGGCCACGCGGCGCCCUUGCGGCGUCUGCGGGAACACGUACGCGGAGAACAAGGACGGCGCCCUGCGGAAGCACAAGUGCGUCGACGCGCUCAUCGACGUGCCCGCGGUGCCCGCGGCGGCGCCGGACGCCGCCGCCGAGGACGCGCCCCGGUGGGCCGCGCUGCGGCGCGCGCUCCCCGAGCGGCGGUCGCAGAUGGCCGAGGCCGCCGCCGCCGCCGCCGCCGUCGAGGGCGCCCUCGCCGCGCGCGCGGCCCUGUCCGCGGCGCGCGCGGAUGCGCGAAAACGCCACGGCAUCAACCUCGGCGAGCUCGGCAUCGAGGAGGUCGACCGCCGGCUGCAGGCCCUCGGCGGCCCGCCCCUCGCGCCGGGCUUCGGCAUGCUCAACGCCAAGCUCGAGCGCCUCGCCGACGCGGCGCUGGCGGCGGAGCGGGCCGAGCAGCCGCCGCCGCCGCCGCCGGCCAAGCGCGCGCGGCCCGCGGCCGCCGCCGGCGAGGAGGCGUGGCUCGCGGCCGUGGCCGACCUCGGCGCGGAGUCGCCGACGUACCCGCGGCGCCGGGAGACCUUCGGCGCCUACGGGUCGUCGCUCGUGCCCGCGACGCGGCGCGCGCGCGUCGUCGGGGCCGGCGUCGCGGGCGCGAAGACGGCCUUCCACGCGUCGCUCGCCGUCGCGGGCGCGAACCCGGCCUUCUACGACUCGCUCGAGGCGGCCCUCGAGGCCGCGGACCACGGCGACGUCGUGCUCCUGGGCCCGGGGGACUGGACGCUCGUCGCGCGGCGCGACCCGAAGAGCGCGACGCGCGGCCGGGGCCACGCCGUCGCGCUGCGGAAAUCCGUGGAGAUUCUCGGCGCGGGCCGGCCGCGCGUCUCCGUCGUCGCCGAGGCGCCCUUUCACGUCCUCGAGGCGCCCCUGGUCGUGUCCCAGGCCCACGUGCGCUUCGCGAACUUGGACCUCGUCUUCCCGCCGCCGACGUCGUCGUGCCGGCCCAAGGGCGCGUCCGGCCGGCUCUCCGCGGACCGCGCGCUCGUCGAGUUCGACGGCUGCCGCCUCGUGGCGCGGGGCGAGGGCUUCGACGACAUCGUGCCCCAGCCCCUGCUCGCCGUGCAGCGCGGCGCCGGCGCCGUGCUCCGGCGGACCGUCGUCUACUGCGGCCCCCGGACGGCGUCCGCGGCGGUCCACGUCGCGCACGCGGACGCGGGGCCCGUCUUCCUCGCGAAUUCGGACCUGCGCUGCGACGCGGGGCUGGCCGACGCGCUGGGGGUCGGCGUGCUCGUGUGCCUGCGCGCGAUCUCGUCGUCGUGGUCCUACGCGGCGCGCGGGGCCCCGCGCGCCUCCGCGGGCCGCGCGGCCGCGCGGGGCGCGCCCCUGGACCGCGCCGCGCUCGAGGACUGCCCCAAGGUCGUCGGCGUCGCGACGUCGCUGAUCCGCGGCGCGGACCGGGGCGUCCACGCGGAUCGCGAGGCGCCCGCGGCCUUCCGGCGAGACGUGGCGUUGGAAGGCGGCACGGUCGUCCUCGCGUGCUCGCCGUCGGUGAAGCACGCGGCGCUCGCGGCGGCGGCCUACGCGAAAAAGUCGAAGCAGCCGAAGCGGCCCUGGGACUUUGGGAAGUAUGACCUCACGCGGCUGCUGGUCCUCGGGCACGCGGGCACGUCCGUCUUCCGGCGCGUGCCCAAGGACGUGCUCGCGCUCGUCGCGUCCUACGUCGCCGCGGACCGCAUCCUCGACAUGGUGCCGAACCUGCGGACCCAGGCGAAGCGGCGCUACGAAGCGACGAAGCGGACGCUCGAGUCCGCGCGGAACGCGGCGGCGCGCGCGGCGGCGCUCGUCGAGGCCGCGCGGGCCCCGGGCCGGGUCCUCGACGACGCCGAGAAAUGCCGGUCGCUGCUCGUGCAGGUGCCCGGCGCCGCCGACGAGCUCGCGAACGAUCUGGAGCUCCGCAAGCGCUACGGCGGGUUGCGGGCCGGCGUGCAGCACCGCGACGCGACGGACUACGGCGUCGACGACGACGUCGCGGCCGACGACUACGCCGUCACCGUGCCCGCGCCGCCGAGUUACGCGCGGCGCUGCGCGGACCACGGCAAGCGCUUCGCCCGGUCGUCGUCGGCGGCGAUGACGCUCGGCGUCUGCACCCAAGGCGCGGACCCGAACGAUUCGCGCGUCGCGCUCUGCGUCGCGGGCCGCCUCCGCAAGGCCGUGACCCUCGUCUACAACCCGCGGGGCGAACACUUCGAGCCGCGCGUCAAGUUCGGCAAGGGCCUGGCCCGCCGCGACCAGGCCGCGGGCUUCUGGAGCGGCGGGCCCUGCCCGACGUGCCGGCGGGCCACGUCCGUCGUCGUCGACGAGGCCCAGGUCUCCGCGGCGAUCUGGGCGUGCCUCCCGGCGCGCUUCCGCGACUGGGCCGAGCGGGACCGCCUCUGCCUGUCCCUCUGCGACCGCGGCCACCUCAGCGGCCAGCUCCUCGCGGGCGGCUACGCGGGCUGCGAGUGCUGCGGCGGCUACGGCGACAUGGACUACUGACGCGUAAGAAAGGCUGGCGUG
Molecule: messenger RNA, 2655 nt
Organism: Aureococcus anophagefferens
Lineage: Eukaryota; Pelagophyceae; Pelagomonadales; Pelagomonadaceae
Product: expressed protein
Exons: 1
Coding region: 118-2634 (838 amino acids)
Source: RefSeq, a predicted model, not a curated record